ACCGUGCCGUUCCCGCCAAUUCUUGCGGUAACCCUGCCUGGACCUGGUUCCGCGCUCAUGGAGUCGUUUGACCCAGCCGAGCUGCCCGAGCUGCUUAAGCUUUAUUACCGGAGGCUGUUCCCCUACGCGCAGUAUUACCGCUGGCUCAACUAUGGCGGAGUGGUAAAGAAUUACUUCCAGCACCGUGAAUUUUCGUUCACUUUGAAAGAUGAUAUUUACAUUCGCUACCAGUCCUUCAACAACCAGAAUGACCUGGAAAAGGAGAUGCAGAAAAUGAACCCAUACAAGAUUGAUAUAGGCGCAGUGUAUACCCACAGACCCAGUCAACACAAUACCGUGAAGCUGGGCGCUUUCCAGGCUCAGGAGAAAGAGCUGGUGUUCGACAUUGACAUGACGGACUACGACGACGUGAGGAGAUGUUGUAGUUCUGCAGACAUUUGUUCCAAGUGCUGGACCCUCAUGACCAUGGCCAUACUCAUCAUCGACCGAGCGUUGAAGGAGGACUUUGGAUUUAAGCAUCGUCUCUGGGUGUAUUCUGGAAGGAGAGGUGUUCAUUGUUGGGUCUGCGAUGAAUCGGUUAGGAAGUUGUCCUCCACAGUGCGUUCUGGAAUAGUUGAGUAUUUGAGUCUUGUAAAGGGCGGUCAAGACGUUAAGAAGAAAGUUCACCUAAGUGAAAAAGUUCACCCUUUUGUCAGAAGAUCCAUAAACAUAAUUAAAAAAUACUUUGAAGAAUAUGCCUUGGUUGGUCAAGAUAUUCUUGAAAAUAAAGAAAGCUGGGAUAAGAUUUUAGCCCUUGUUCCUGAAGCAAUUCAUGCCGAUCUUCAACAAGGCUUCCAGAAGUGUCACAGCUCUCUUCAGCGUUGGGAGCACUUGAAGAAAACAAUAGCCAGACAUCAGAAUAACACCAAAAACGACAAAUGUGCACCCUGGCUGGAGUGGGAGAUUAUGCUGCAGUACUGUUUUCCACGGCUGGAUAUCAAUGUUAGCAAAGGAAUCAAUCAUUUACUGAAGAGCCCUUUCAGUGUGCAUCCUAAAACAGGUCGCAUUUCUGUACCCAUUAAUUUACAGAAAGUGGACCAGUUUGAUCCAUUUACUGUUCCAACUAUAAGCUCCAUCUGCCAUGAAUUAGAUGCCAUUUCCAACAAUGAAGAGGAAAAAGAGGAGAAUGAAGCUGAAUCUGAUAUCAAACGUAGAACCAGAGAUUAUAAGAAGACCAGUCUGGCACCUUAUGUCAAAGUUUUUGAACAGUUUCUUGAAAACCUCGAUAAAUCCCGAAAAGGAGAACUCCUCAAGAAGAGUGAUUUACAAAAAGAUUUCUGAAGACAGCGUGCCUCAAACCAGCGUGGAUAUCUUCUGUUUUCACCCAACAAUCAAGUACUUCAAGAGCCAUUUUAAUAAAUAUGGCAGAACUGUGUAGGCAUCUUCAUGCUCAAAGUAAAAUUUUCUUUUCUUGAGAAUUAAUUUAUGUUGAAAAGACAUCUUGAGACAACCAAAGGGGAGGGUUGAGCUUCCUGGAAGGAGCAAUUAAGGAAAGAAUAAGUGGAAUACAGACAACUUGUAAAUUUAAUAUUAUACAAAGGUCCUAAGACAUCAGAUAGAAAUGCUGAGUUCUGGGGCCAGUGCCGUGGCUCACUUGGUUGGUCAUCUGCCUGUGGCACCGGCAUCCCAUAUGGGUGCCGGGUUCUAGUCCCGGUUGCUCCUCUUCCAGUCCAGCUCUGCUGUGGCCCCGGAGGGCAGUGGAGGAUGGCCCAAGUGCUUGGGUCCCUGCGCCCGCAUGGGAGACCAGGAAGAAGCACCUGGUUCCUGGCUUCAGAUCGGCGCAGCACCGGCCAUAGAGGCCAUUUAGGGGGUGAACCAACGGAAGAAAGACCUUUCUCUCUGUCUCUCUCUCUCUCACUAUCUAUAUCUCUACCUAUCAAAUUAAAAAAAAAAAAAAGAAAGAAAGAAAAGAAAAAGAAAAAGAGCCCAGGCUCUAUUAAAAGAAAAAGAAAUGCUGAGUUCUACCAGCUGCCAUGUAUAGUAAGUGAGCAGUAAUAUGUCCAAGACUUUCAUCUCAGUUCACUGGAUACCAUCUCCAUAUUUCUGAGUCAAUGAGGGCUUUGUCCUUAAGUCUUAAGACAUUUAAGUUGGGGCCAGUGCUGUGGCAUAGCGGGUUAAGCCACCACCUUCAGUACCAGCAUCCCAUAUGAGUGCCGGUAUGAGUGCCGGUUCGAGUCCCGGCUGCUCCACUUCUGAUCCAGCUCUCUACUAUGGCCUGGGAAACAGUAGAAGACGGCCCAAGUCCUUGGGCCCCUGCACCCACGUGGGAUACCCAGAGGAAGUUCCUGGUUCCUGGCUUUGGAUCGGUGCAGCUCCAGUCAUUGCAGCCAUCUGGGGAGUGAACCAGUGGAUGGAAGACCUCUCUCUCUCUCUCUCUCUCUGCCUCUCCUUCUCUCUCUGUAACUCUUUCAAAUAAAUAAAUAAAUCUUUUAAAAAAAAAAAUGGUUAAGUUGAUUAAACCUGGAGUCUAUGUUCAGACACUUCCUAAUUCACCUACUGAUAUUUUCAUUGGUCAGGUGACAGCCUCUUUUUUUUUUAUUUUAUUUUAUUUUAUUUUAUUUAUUUGAAAGAGAGAGAGGUAGAGCCAGAGAGAGAGAGAGAGGUCAUCCAUCUGCUGGUUCACUCCCCAAAUAACUGCAAUGUCCAGAGCUGAGCUAAUCCGAAGCCAGGAGCCUCUUCUGGGUAUCCCACAUGGGUGCAGGGGCCCAAGCACUCAGGCAUCCUCUGCUGCACCACAGCACCAGCCCCCUGCCCAUCUUUUUAAAAUCACUUUAUGGGCUGGCACUGUGGCUCAGCCUGCAGUGCCAGCAUCCCAUAUGGGUGUUUGUUGAAGUCCCAGCUGUUCCACUUCUGAUCCAGCUCCCUGCUAAUGUGUCUGGGAAAGCAGCAGAGGAUGGCCCAAGUGUCCAUCCCUGCAACCCACAUGGGAGACCCAGGUGAAGCUCCUAGCUUCAGCCUACCCCAGUCCUGGGCAGCCAUUUGAGGAGUAAAUCAGCCUGUUAAACAAAUAAAUCUUUAAAUAAAUUAAGUAAAUAAAAUCACUUUAUACUGUGCAUCUAAACCUACCAAAAGUUCAACUUGAAAGAUAUGUUACUAGAUUAACAAUAUUAGGGCCUAUUAGGGUCGUUUUCACAACUACAGCAAUCAUAGCUCCUAACUUUCCAUCAGAGAACAAAGGGGUUACUAUAAAGAGCAGCUUAGAAAAAAUAACCCAACUUAUUUACAUAAAACCUGUUUUUCUCAGAACACUUGGACUUCUUACAUAUCUACAUAACUUGUUUCUUCCAUGUUUGAUUUUGUUUGAGGGAUUCUAAGUGUCAUGUUGCUCUCGCCUGGAUUUACAACAAGAUUAAACAAGACAGUCCUAGUGUACUUUCUAUCUUCUGAGAAGCAGGAGAGGCAAGCUGUCAGGUUGGUGCUGCCGUUUAAUGGAAAUUUUCCUUCAUGUUUCCUUUAACAUAUUUUUUUUCUUUCAUUUUAUAUAAAAUGGAUUAUAAUACAGUCAGCAUGAUAAAAUGCUUUGCAUUUCUUCAAACUUUUUUCCUAUUUUUUUAAAAAAAAACACUGGGACUAUUGACUGGCAUAGCUGGUAAAGCUGCCAUAUGGGCACCAGUUUGUCUCAGCUCCACUACUUCUGAUCCAGCUCUCUAAAGUGCCUUGGAAAAGCAGGCAAAGAUGGCCCAAGUACUUGACCACGUGCACUCAAAUGGGAAACCUGGAGGAAGCUUCUGACUCCUGGCUUUGGCCUGGCCCUGGCCAUUGCAGGCCAUUUGGGAAGUGAACAGAUGGAACAUGUCUCUCUCUCUCUCUCAUUCCCUGUCACUCCUCUCUCUGUAAGUCUAACUUUCAAAUAAAUCUUAAAAAAAGACUGAUGUGCAAAGCUCCUCAUUAGUUGAGCACAAGGGCCUGUGCUGUGACAGCGGAUAAAGCCACUGCCUGCAGUGGGUGCUGGUUCAAGCCCCGGUUGCCCAACUUCCAAUCCAGCUCUCUGGUAUGGCCUGAGAAAGCAGUAGAAGAUGGCCCAAAACGCUUGGGCCCCUGCACCCAUGUGGGAGACCCAGAGGAAGCUCCUGGCUCCUGGGUCAGAUCGGCACAGCUCCAGCCAUUGCAGCCAGUGCAGGGAAGUGAACCAUCGGAUGGAAGACUCCCUCUCUCUCUGCCUCUAUAAC
This is a messenger RNA of Lepus europaeus (European hare), 4208 nucleotides long. RefSeq names its product DNA primase subunit 1 (gene PRIM1). The transcript is spliced from 13 exons. The record is from RefSeq and is a predicted model, not a curated record. The coding region runs from base 58 to 1320 and encodes 420 amino acids. Gene Ontology annotation, biological process: DNA replication, synthesis of primer. Lineage: Eukaryota; Metazoa; Chordata; Mammalia; Lagomorpha; Leporidae. Gene Ontology annotation, cellular component: alpha DNA polymerase:primase complex.